Molecule: messenger RNA, 2182 nt
Organism: Rana temporaria (common frog)
Lineage: Eukaryota; Metazoa; Chordata; Amphibia; Anura; Ranidae
Gene: B3GALT4
Product: beta-1,3-galactosyltransferase 4
Exons: 2
Coding region: 395-1459 (354 amino acids)
Cellular component (GO): membrane
Molecular function (GO): N-acetyl-beta-D-glucosaminide beta-(1,3)-galactosyltransferase activity
Source: RefSeq, a predicted model, not a curated record
UGGCGACCAGUUUCCUGGCCACACCCUCCUUCUUCAGCAAUCCGCCUAGCUUUAUUGACAUAUAACAACUGCGCGGAGAGGAAUGAGCGAUACUCUAAACCCCGCCUCUACAUUUAUCACCAUGUGUUGCCUUUCGUGGAAUGCAGCCCUCAGGCGUGAUUACGCUAUACAUAUUGGCUCAGAAUUGAAGACACACCUUGGGAACUCCGUCUACUGAACCUGUUCAGACAACAACGCCAAAACCCCACCUUUCAAUCUUUCGCAAGCAGACAAAGGCCGAGUCCUGAUAGGAUGCGAUCGCAAGUCACCGCCUAAAGAACCAGCUGAAGAGUAAGCCGGCUGCAUUCUGCUAGGAUCACAUAGGAGAACUGGGGGGUAUCUAGCUCUUCACAUCAUGCGACUAAUUAUCGCCGCUUGCUUGCGCUUGUUCUGCAUUCACAGACGGCGCUGGUCUUCCAUGUUUCUUCUUCUCUCUUCACUUCUGCUGCUGCUGUUUCUGUCUCUUUCCGGGUAUCUAGAAGAGUGUUUGUCUCGGACACUGCCCAUUUUCUACCCAAACCCUUCUCAGCUUUCCUCUUCUCGACUCGCCAGCAUCCCUUUGCCACCUUUCCUGCUCUCUCCUGCCAAUGCUUGCUCUCCGUCACCCUUACUCCUUGUCUUAGUCUUCAGUGCUCCUUCCCAUAGAGAUAGGAGAGAUGCAAUCCGGCAAACUUGGGGGAGUCUCUCCUCUGCCACAUCUUCUUCAUCUCUGACUCUGUUCGUCUUGGCGGUUCCUGAUAAGGCAGAAGAGAGGUCAGCUCUGGUGCACGAGGCAGUCGCUCAUGGAGACAUCAUUCAAGCCAACUUCACGGACUCUUACCGAAACCUGACCCUAAAAACUCUGACUGGAUUGGUAUGGGCCUUGCAGAAGUGCCAAGGGGCUCGGUUUUUGCUCAAGACCGACGACGAUGUCUUUGUCAACAUUCUGGCCUUGUCCGCCUUUCUGAAGGAGCAGCACCAGGAACUCCAGUAUCUCGGCCGGAUACACUGGCACGUCCCCCCCUUUCGGGAUCCAGAGAAUCGGCACUAUGUGUCGCAUGAGCUUUAUGGCGGAGACCAUUUUCCCCCGUAUUGUAGUGGCACCAGCUACAUUUUGUCUCUCGGAGCAGUUGGUCACCUUUUGCAGGAAGCUGGCAAUGGCCCUUGGCCUACAGUCGAAGAUGUUUACACUGGCAUCUUGGCAAAGGCAGCUGGUAUCGCCCCUCAACAUGUUGCUAAGAUAGCAGGUUCUGCAUCCAUCCCGCACAACAGUUGCUGCUACCGGACCAUGUUUACCUCCCACAAACUUAAACCCCGUGGCAUGCAGGAGGCCUGGAAUAUGCUGAAAGAGGAAGGAGACCACUGGUGUCCCCCGCUAACCCUACUCUUCUGCAGGACAUUUGGGCAGCCUUUGGAUCCAGAAGAAAAUGGAGCCGGUUAACAAGUUGGAAAUAUGUCUUGUUGGUAUUGGGGUUAUGAUCAUUUCCUUGCCAUGGGCCGACUGAAUCCCCGAAACGAUGUAAGCAAGGCACCUACGUUGGCAGCUAACUUUUUGGAACCUUUUCCGUUAUGGAUGAGAAAUACGUUCACUUCUGAAAACCUUCAGAUGGCUUCUAAGUUCAACAGACCAGCUCCUGAUUAUCUGUAUAACGUCCUGAAAAACACGUUGGGGAUGUGGCUUGGAUGGAAAGAGCUGAGGCUGAUUUUAUCUGGUGAUCCUAUAAUUGGGAACGGCUUGCGGCUGCCAGAAUAUUCUUGUACCUUUUACCUUUCAGACUUUUCAUACAACAAGCUCUUUUUUUUUUUUAACCCUGUGUGAUCAUAGUUUCAGAUAACUACUGAAGAUGACAUUUAUUAACUGAACCACUCAGACUAUUCAAAUGAUGUUUGAGGUCAGUCAUGUUUUGGAUGAACUUCAUGCACUUGUGCACUUCUGCCUCUCUCAAUACUAGAGGGACUCUAAUGCCGUUUACAACUUGGGGUUCCCAACUACUGCACAGCAUCUAAAGAUCCUUGAUUGUGAUGAUAUCCAAAAGCAGCUGUACCCCCCCCCCCCCCAAGUGUUCUCUGGUUUUGUAUUUAUGAGAAAUCCUUUAUUUUAUUUAUUCCGAUACCUUUUAACCACUUAAGACCCGGACCAAAACGCUGCUAAAGGACCUUGCCC